AACAACAACAAAAAUAAAAACAAUAAUAAUAAUAUUUCAAAAUAUUGUAUUUAAAAAUAACAAACAGUUGGCGAAUUGCAUUGCAAAGUCCAACUUGAAGUCUCAUUACGUUAUCAGUGUUAUACUUAAUUUGCGCGAAGCACCACGUCCCACCCCACUGGGUUCUCAAGAAGUCUACCUCUUUGAUGGGAGGAGGCAAGGAAUAGAAAUAUUAUAGAAAUAAAAAUAAAACAAAGAACUAAUUUGCAUAAUAAAUAAUUUCAAAAAAAAUAGCACAGAAAAAUUUUAACAAAGGAAAAAUAAACAAAAAAUAAAAGAAUAAGUGACUUAUAGCAUAUAUCAGCAAUAUCAGCGGAAACCAGAAUUUGUUUAGAUUGAGACUCAUCGAAGAAAGAAUUUGAAACCUUGAACAGAUUUCUGUGUCAUCACAUGAGGUGUUUUUGAAGUGCUAAUACGCGUUGAAAUUAGAAGACAUAACAGAGAGUGAAGACAAAUUUUGUUGCUUUCUACAAAAACUGGACUACCUUUAAUUGCUUUUCUUGGUAUCAUCUCUUCUGAAGUGAGGUUAAUAUAACGACGCAAUAGAUCACAAUGACUGGUUCAGUGCAAGAUCCAAAAUGGAGUUUGGAACGUCGCGAAUCUUCUGGUCAUUUGGUGUGGCGCAAAGAUUCUCCCCGUUCAAAAGUGCGCUUUCGUUUUGAUGUAGAAGUUCUGGAAUUUGAAAAGCAUCCACAUGAGGAUGCUGAGCAUCUAUAUGAGGAAAGUCCAUUUUCUGUUAAUAAUAUUUCGUCAACUAUUGCACUAUGUGCCACUUGCGUUUGUGCUGUCGCUGUAAGCGUAUUUUUGCCAUGGUAUUUAAUGGAGAAAGCUGCCGGAAAUCUAUAAAUUAAAAAUUAUAUAUGUUAUAUUAAUAUUUCCUGCAUUCAUUAAUACUUUUAUCAAAACAUUCUUUGUAAAUACACAUAUACAUGUACUUUUGUUAUAUAUUAUUAAGUAGCGUUUAAUAACGUUUUAACUAUAUUUUCUA
Molecule: messenger RNA, 1027 nt
Organism: Teleopsis dalmanni
Lineage: Eukaryota; Metazoa; Arthropoda; Insecta; Diptera; Diopsidae
Exons: 3
Coding region: 592-885 (97 amino acids)
Source: RefSeq, a predicted model, not a curated record